Messenger RNA from Sceloporus undulatus (fence lizard), 3901 nucleotides. RefSeq names its product scavenger receptor class F member 2 (gene SCARF2). Bases 610 to 3129 code for a protein of 839 amino acids. NCBI's taxonomy places the organism in Eukaryota, Metazoa, Chordata, Lepidosauria, Squamata, Phrynosomatidae. Gene Ontology annotation, molecular function: scavenger receptor activity. The record is from RefSeq and is a predicted model, not a curated record. The transcript is spliced from 12 exons.
CUCCUGGGGCUGCUGCUGCUGCUGGGCUGCGGGGCCGGGCAGGAGCUGAGCCCGCGAGGGAGGAACGUCUGCCCCGCCGCCAGUUCCACUGGCUUCGUUUGCUGUUUGGGAUGGCGGCAACAAGGCGAGGAGUGUUUGAUAGAUUUCUCUCUGGUGUCCACCUCGGGGCUUUCUGGAACCUUCCACUGCCUUCCUCGCCACCUCCAUGUGGGGACCAUGCACACUAAUGUCUGUCUGGUGGUGGGUCUCAGGGGAACAAGGGUUUUUGUCAAGGCCUCUGGUUUUGGACUGGCUCUUAUUGCUUGGGACUAAGAACUUGUCCAAGGAUGGUUCUUGUGGCACCACUUUCCAUAUGGGUCUUCUCCUGAUGGUCAUCUUCUCCUAAACCUCACUUCAGUUGACCCAGCUCAGAAACCAUCAACUGGUAGCCUGCUGCUGCCUCAUGUUCACAUGAAGAAAGUUUGAUGAUCCGUGUGCGAGGGCAACUUCACUUGCACGGACAACGAGGUGUGCGUGAGGCCCAACGAGUGUCGCUGCCGCCAUGGGUAUUUUGGAGCCAACUGCGAAACCAAGUGCCCUCGCCAGUUCUGGGGUCCAGACUGCAAGGAAAUGUGCCGCUGCCACCCCAACGGACAGUGCGAGGACGUGACGGGGCAGUGCACCUGCAACGCCAACCGCUGGGGGCCCAAGUGUGAGAACGCCUGCUUGUGCAAGCAUGGCAAGUGUGACCAGAAGACGGGCAAGUGUACGUGCGAGCCAAACUGGUGGGGCCCCCAGUGUGCCAGCGCCUGCUACUGCAGCCUUAACUCCCAGUGUGACCAGCAAUCCGGGACCUGUAACUGCCAGCCAGGCUGGUGGGGCCGAAGCUGCAACAACCAGUGUGCCUGCAACAACUCCCCUUGCGAACAGUUCACCGGGCGCUGCCAGUGCCGCGGUCGCACCUUUGGCCCCCGCUGUGACCGCUACUGCCAGUGCCACAUGGGGAAGUGCAACCAGGUUGAUGGGACGUGCACUUGUGACCCGGGCUACCGGGGCAAGUUCUGCCGAGAACCUUGCCCGGCUGGCUUCUAUGGACAAGGCUGCAGGAGAAGGUGCGGGCAGUGCAAAGAGCUGCAACCGUGUACCAUUGUGGACGGUCGCUGCCUGGCCUGUGAGGCAGGCUGGAACGGCACCAAGUGUGACCAGAUCUGCUCUGCGGGCUUCUACGGCGAAGGCUGCGAUCAGAUCUGCCCUCCGUGUAAGGACGGCCACACCUGCAACCACAUCAAUGGCAAGUGUUCCCACUGCAAUCCAGGAUGGAUUGGAGACAGGUGUGAGACCAAAUGCCGCAACGGGACCUAUGGGGAAAAUUGCGACUUUUUCUGCGGCGACUGUUUUAACGGCGAGUGCCACUUUGAGACGGGGAGGUGCCUCUGCCAUGCGGGAUUUCGCGGGAUUUCCUGUAACCUGACGUGCCAGACAGGCCAGUACGGCGUGAAUUGUGCCGAAUCUUGCAACUGCCAUGAGGAUUCGUGCGACCCUUUAACUGGAACCUGCCACAUGGAGGCAAACCAGCGGAUGGGGGUCAUUGGAGCCGGAGCCCUCUUGAUCCUGCUGCUCACCUUGCUCCUCUCGCUUCUGUGCUGUUGCUGUGUUUGCCGCAAGAAGGACCAGGCUCGGAACACAAUCCAAGACCCUGCUCUCAAGAAGUCCCCGAGACGCCUUUGUGGCCGGUUCAGCCGCAUCAGCAUGAAGCUCCCCCGGAUUCCUCUACGCCGCCAGAAACUGCCAAAAGUUGUAGUGGCUCACCACGACCUGGAGAACACCAUGAACUGCAGCUUCAUUGAGCCCCCGUCUGUGGUGGAGCAGCCCUCACCUUCGUGGUCUUCCCGAGGUUCCUUCUCAUCCUUUGACACCACCGAUGAAGGACCCGUGUACUGCGUGCCACACGAAGAGAGCGUGAAUGACAGCAAAGACCGCGUCUCUGUCCCUUGCGGGCCUGGAGAGAAAAUGGCCCCUGCCAUCAGUGAGGAUGAAGCUGGGGAGUACACAGUCUUGAAGGAGAGCAGUUCCAUCCAGGCAGACAGCAGCGAGAUGCCCUUACUCAAGUCCUCUGACAGCGAGCGCUCAUCAUGUGGCUCCGGCUCAGCCAGUGGGGCUCUGUAUGCUCGGAUUGCUCGCCUCUCCAAACAGUCCAGAGAAGAAGAUGACAACACCAUGGAAAGCAAGGCUGCCAAGCCCCCGUCCCCAGAAAGAGCCAAGCCUCCUCCUCCAGACCCCUCAACGAAGCCCAAAGUCUCUUGGAUCCACAGCAAGUACAACUCCAACCAGUCCAACUCCUUGCCCACCAUUGGCAUGACAGAUCUGUCAGAGCAUAAACAGGGGCUGGCCAAGAGGAAGAGGAGUCCCAGUGAGGCCUCAGCCGGGCUUCACGGCAAAUCUGACGACAAAGUACCCCCACGGGGCAAGGAGAAGGCCCCAAAGCAUCCAAAGGAGCUGAGCUCCCCAGAGGGGAAGGGCCCUUCAGCCUCCGGGGACCAGCCCUCGCUGUCCAAAUCCAAGCAGCGGCACAAGUCCAGCCCAGACCAAAUGGAGAACCUCAAUGGAGCCGUCCAGAACGUGAUCAAAAAGAUGGGGAGCUAUCUCCCUGCCGACCGGAAAGGAGGGGAGGCCCCCAAGAGCCCCGGUCAUGGCAAGUCCCGUUCCGAAGUCAUCCAUCCCCACCUGUCUUCGGAAGCGGCCACCCUGUUGGCUGCACAGUUGAAGGAAAAGACUCAGAGCCUCAACCGAGGAGAUGGGGGAGGCCGACAGAAUGGGGUGAGUCCCCUGCCAGCUCAGCGGGAGAAGCCAACUCCUCCACAGAAGGCUAAGCGCUCCGUGGCCACCAGUGGCCAGAAGUCCAGCAAGCCGGUCCUGCCAACCUCCCCCAACCUGCAGAAACUUAUCAGCCCCAUUGCUGAGGCCCCGGCCAGCGACCCCAAGCGGGUGGAGAAGCAGAGCUCUGGUGGCAGCAACCAAGAGCCAGCUCCUGUCACCAGCGACCAAGCAAUCAAGAAGACCCCCAUCAAAAAGCCGCCCAGGAAGAAGAGCCGAGAGGCAGCUGCUGAGCAGCCAAAAGCCACCACGACACCCCCUCAGACUGUGCAGUGAAGGCGACCUCCUUGGGAGGGGAAAGCCUAAGAGGAAGGGGGCUGUGGAAUUGGGGAGGAAGGGCCAUCUUGGGGGAAGAACAACAGGGGCUGGGAGAGGACUCUGGACUUGUCUCCCGUACAUGGGGAUGGGGGAAGGAAGGAACCCUCUCUCCCCAAAAGAGACCCAAAGCACUUCUGACUUCAUUCCCUGUUUGUCAAGGGGGAGGGGGGGUCAUGGACCAAGCGCUGGCGCCUGGGGUUCCAAGCAAGAGGGAGGGGGUGGAGGGGUAAGCGAGGGAUGGGGGGCCUUCUUUGUACCAGUAUUAUAAUUGCAUAUGCCGUGCUUCUCUCCCUAGGAAUGUCCGAGUCGAUAUAAUCUGCAGAAUGGAAUCACAGGCUUUCUGUAACCUUGUUGGGACUGGAGACAGUGAGGGACCUUGCAAGAGCCAAGCCAUGGCUCUGCAAGGGUAGAAGAGGGAGGGGGCCUUGCUUUUUGCCUGGUGGGGCGUCCAGAGCCAACAGAGGGAGGCUGAGGAAGUAGGCAACCAAGACCUUGCGGGAUGGUAACUGGACAUCCUGACACCAAAGCCUCACCCAGAGGAGGAAAGGAAACACUACCUUCCCAUGCAGCAGUUUUGCCUCAGGCUAGGGGGUGGCAGAGGCCCCUGUUGGCAUCAGUGGCAUGGCAACCCCAAGCCCCUGGUAUCCUGGCCUUGACAAGGACAGUAUGGUACGCAAGUCUAGCAUCUCCAUGGAAAGCUUCCUCAAUUAAAACAAAAUGUAUUUCUAUA